GUUUUUCUCCAAACUUCUCUGUUCGUUUCGUUGCUUGCUCUGCUCAGUCGUCUACAGUGUGACAGUGUUUAUUGGGUUUUUACUUACUAUAAAUAAUUCCUCGUAUAUUCAUUAAUUAAUUAUUUGUUAAUUUUCUUAUAUAUUUCUUUAGAAAAUUCAAUAAAAAAUACUGAUGGUUCUUUAAUUUAAUUUGCAAUUUUUUAACAAAUAAGAAAGUUUGUUCCGAGUUAUUUUUUUUUAGAAGAGAAAUAACGAAGAAAACUCGUUUGGUGCUACGCGCGGUUCUUCAUUAUUACCACUCGCACAAAAAAUUCUCUCAAAAAUUUUUCUGAAAUCUCAACUCAAUGCAAUUUAUGGAAGAAUCCUGUUACUUCUAAUGUUUAAAAGUAAUACCAAUCGAAGAGUUAUCUGAUUUUCCAAUUGGAAUCUUUCUGUUUUUUUUUUUGUAUUUGUGUUGUUUUGUGAUGUGUGAAACUUGAAAACAUAUAAAACCAACCAACAUCAUCAUCAUCAUCACAACUGAGAGACGAUAUAAUUUGUGCUUUACAAAUCCAAAACACUUUGCGGAAACACCAACAUUUUUUUUCUCCCUGGAAUAGAGAUGCGACUUGAUUCUAACUCAAAUGAAGAUUUUAAAUCCCUAGGUGCUAAAAAUAACAAAAUAAAAAUAGAAACUCUAUCAAAGUGGGGUGGAUUGGAGAAAGAAAAGAACCCAACAAGAUUACCCGUAACCAAUUACUCAAGUGUUGUACUACCACGUCAUAGCACCAGUCCAUUUCCUGUAUCCGACAGUAUUAAUAGUCGUUUUAUAAUUUGGGAUGGUGAUAUAACACUUUUGGAAGUCGAUGCUAUCACAAAUACUACAGAUGAAACUUUGACCGAAAGCAAUAUCAUAUCAGAUCGAGUAUUAGCUGCGGCAGGUAACCAGCUCAAGGACGAAAUCCAAAAUCAUAUUAAAGAGUGCCGCACUGGGGAAGUUCAGGUAACAAAGGGUUACAACUUGCCAGCGCUUUAUAUCAUUCAUACUGUCGGGCCCAUUUAUAAAAACAAAUUUAAAACUGCUGCAGAAAACACAUUGCAUUAUUGUUAUAGAAACGUUCUAUACAAAGCAAAAGAACUGAAUCUUAAAACAAUCGCUUUAUGUAAUAUUAGUACAAUUCAAAGGAACUUUCCAGCGGAUUUAGAAGCUCACAUAGCAUUACGUUAG
Episyrphus balteatus (marmalade hoverfly) is the source of this 1207-nucleotide messenger RNA. Its product is annotated as protein GDAP2 homolog. Bases 602 to 1207 code for a protein of 201 amino acids. The transcript has 6 exons. The record is from RefSeq and is a predicted model, not a curated record. NCBI's taxonomy places the organism in Eukaryota, Metazoa, Arthropoda, Insecta, Diptera, Syrphidae.